UCAUGCUUUGUCCAUGUCAUUUUGCGCACAUCACCAACAUGUCAGGACGUAUUCCAGCCUCCACCUGCGCUGCAGUGUCUCUUUAAAAGGCGAUCCCAUGCGCAGGAUCCAGGGGGCUGGCCCUUCAUCGACUUGCAUGCGUGUGCGUGUGUAUGUGAGUGUCCGUACGUAUGUGUGUGUGCGUGUAUGAGUGCGUAUGUGUGUGUGGAGCACUGAGUGGAGAGCAAAUCGACAUACAGUAGUAAACCGGAGUGAGGUGGCAGUCUUAUUCCACAUCGACACCGACCUGCCCUGCGCACAUCCUCUCUGUCUCCAGAGCGCACUUUGAGGAGUGAAAGAGUCAAGAUGGCAUCUGGAAGUGGACAAUCCAGGAUCUAGUCUAUUUUUUUUCCUGCUACCGCGGAGCGCAAGUGACUGGCCGUGCAAGGCUGAUAACUUAAGUUGCUCUCAGUCCUGUUGGGACUUCAGUGCUGUUGAAUAGCAACAAAGGACGGGAGCGCGCAUUCAUGGGACGCGACUUUGACAGCUCUUCGUUUCUGAUCUUCUAACUUUAUUAACUGGCAGCUGGGGGCAGAUAGUGAGUGGAGUUGGGGGAUCAUGGCCGAGGCUCCGCUUCCCGACGCGCUCCCGGACUUGGACGUGGCCAUCGACCCGGACUUUGAGCCCAAGAAGCGGCCGAGAUCUUGCACCUGGCCGCUGCCACGACCGGACUCCAGCGCCGUGAAACCGGAGAGCAACGACACAGAUAUCAUCCCGGAGGAGGAGGACGAUGAGGAGGACAAUGCCACCGCUGCGGCCAUCGGUGUCAACGGCUCCGGUGUGGUGGCAGAGGACCAGAGCAGCAACAGCCCUCUUGCGGAUGGAGCGCUGUCCUCCCCGGGCCAGGACAGCGGAGGCUCCCCGCUCUCCACGCACUCCCCGACGGCCACCUCCGGAGUCCUGACCCCCAGCAGCCUGGCCGCCGCGCAGACCCCGAGGAAAGCGUCCUCUCGCCGGAACGCCUGGGGGAACCUCUCCUACGCAGACCUGAUCACCAAAGCCAUCGAGAGCGCACCAGACAAGAGACUGACCCUGUCCCAGAUCUACGACUGGAUGGUCAGAUCCAUCCCAUACUUCAAGGACAAAGGCGACAGCAACAGCUCUGCAGGAUGGAAGAACUCCAUCCGACACAAUCUCUCCCUCCACAGCCGUUUCAUCCGUGUCCAGAACGAGGGAACAGGGAAGAGUUCCUGGUGGAUGAUCAACCCGGAGGGAGGAAAGGGAGGCAAGGCUCCACGGCGCCGGGCGGUCUCCAUGGACAACAGCAACAAGUACACCAAAUCUGCCCGUGGCCGUGCCGCCAAGAAGAAGGCCGCCCUGCAGGCUGCAGCUGCUGCAGGUGAAGGCGGGGGAGAUAGUCCGUCUGGUCUCUCCAAGUGGCCUGGAAGCCCAACGUCACGCAGCAGCGAGGAGCUGGAUGCCUGGACAGACUUCCGCUCUCGCACUAACUCCAACGCCAGCACACUGAGCGGCCGCCUCUCGCCUAUUCUGGCCAACCCCGAGCUAGAUGAGGUGCCCGAUGAUGAGCCUCCUCUCUCGCCGAUGCUCUACUCCAGUCCUGGCAGGGCGCUGUCUCCUGCUACAAGCAAUGGGAAAGCUGUGCCGACUGAGCUGCCCCGCCUAGCAGACCUGGCAGGUACAAUGAACCUGAACGACGGACUCACAGACGACCUGAUGGACGAGUUGCUGGACAACAUCAACUUGGUGCCAACCACCUCCAGCCAGGUCACACAGAAUGGCUCCUCAGGGUUCAGCUUUGGGUCCAAGCCCAACGGGAUCGGCUCACCUUCCUCCACUUCCUCUCAAUCCUCCAAUUCUUCUUCUAAUGGUGGAAGUAAUGGCUAUAGUAACUCCAUCUUCGGCCCUCACACAGCGGGCUCCUCUCUGCGUCCGUCCCCCAUGCAGACCAUCCAGGAGAACAAGCAGACGUCCUUCUCCAGCAUCAGCAUGUCCCGCUUCGGCAGCCAGACACUACAAGACCUGCUCAACUCUGACAGCCACAACCACAGCGACGUCAUGAUGACCCAGUCUGACCCGCUGAUGUCACAGGCCAGCGCGGCGGCCGUCAUCUCCCAGAACUCCCGCCGUGGCCUCAUGCUCCGCAAUGAUCCCAUAAUGACCUUUGGGACCACCGGAGGACUUCAGGGCAGCCAGCGCGAGAUGCUGCAAAGCAACAACCACAACCACAGGUCUUUAAACGGAGGCCUGAACCUAGCCAACGAAGCUAAUGCUCUGGCUAAUGCCAAACAGCAGCUCCUACUCUCACCCUUGGGAGGAAACGGGUCUUCCUCCAUGCAGAUCGACACCUCAAUCUUCCUGAACGGAACAGUUAGCAGCAGCGGAGGGAUCUGUCAGGAUCGUUUCCCCACAGAUCUGGACUUGGACAUGUUCAAUGGCAGCCUGGAGUGUGACAUGGACUCCAUCAUCAGGAAUGAGCUGAUGGAUGCAGAUGGCCUGGAUUUUAACUUUGACUCUUUGGCCAACAUGAACGGAGUCGGCAACUUCGCGAGCACCAAGCAGACCUCUCAGAGCUGGGUACCUGGCUGAGAGGCAGGGUGCAAAGCAGGUCUGAACUAUGGUGCAAGAGAAGAUCAGACACACAACAUCCUUUUUUUGCCAAACCUGCCAUCAGCACAAUGUAAAAUACAAACCCUGUGUUUACAGAAGAAGACUUCCUCCUGAGAGCUUUACCUUCGCUCCCACACUGGUGAAACCAUGAACGAUCCGACAGACUCUAGAGAUGCUGCACAUCAGCCCUCAAAGCCUCCUGUGAAACACCAACAAGAAGAAACAAUCACGACAAACUCACAAAUCUCAGAAUUAUGCAAUUUUUUUUCCUUUGCCACCCAGCCUGUUGAUAUCAAAGAGACACUGCUUGUCAGAAGGGGUUUCAGGUGGAAUACAAGGACUAAAGAUCAAGCAUAGAAUGGAAGGAGUGCACAGUGCAGUUGUUCCCGUCGAAGGCAACGAAAAAAGAGACAGAAGUGUAAAAAAGAUAGGGAAAAAAAAUCGGGAAGUGAUGUGGUGUAAAUCUGAUCCAGUGGUUUCCUGGGAUGUUAUGUUGAAAAAAAAAUUCCCUCUGUUCUUAGUGAUUUUAAAUGUUCUGUGUUUGUUUUUUGGAUUUUCUGUUUUAUCAUACUUGUUUCUGGAUCAUACAUGUCUGUACAAAAAGAAAUUGGUGUUUUGGUGAAAUGAAGAGAUGAGUGUUUUUACUCACUGAGUGGCCGCACAUACAGUACAUGCAGACACACAUACAGACAAACUGACACCUCGUCCCAGUUGUAGAAUCUUGAAUUCCUCAGUUUAACGCCACACACUUGCUGUUUUGUUAUUACAAAUUGCUUGGAUUUAAAUUAACUGUAGCAUAUGGAGGGUUUUAUUACAAUUAGCUGCAACAUGAUUUAUCCUUGUGUAUAUCAAACUGUAAAAAGAGAAAAAAAAUGACAAAAGCCUAGAAGAAGAAAAUCUUUGUCAUGGAUCCUUGUACAGUGCAGGGCAGCGGGAAGUUUAAGGAAAAGAUCUCGUCUGUCUUAGUUUUCUGAGCUUCUGGUGAGUUCUGUUGAGGUCAUUUGUCACAGCAUACGAUGUAGCCAAAUUGAAAACCUGUGUCCCAGGGUUGUGAACAUUUCCACACCAUAACAGGUGCUAUUAUAAACAGUGUUGAAUCCUGUCCUGAGAGCAAGCCGUGCAUUUUGUUUGUUCUGUUUUUUUUUUUUUUCUCUUUCUGUUUUUACCCAUGACCUGCAGAAGCCAGAGCUGUAGCCACUUGUAGCACGGCGAGGUUGAAGACGGCAGGGGGAGCAGGGUUUUAAGGCUCAUUCCUCUAGAAGCCAUUCGUUUCUUGAGUAAAACAAUAAGCUAUCUCUGUAUAUUGCCAAAUUACUUGAAACAAACAGUAGGAUAUGCUGGCAGCCAAAUCACAGCACACACACAUAUGUAUGUAUAUAUAUAUGUGUGUAUAUACAUAUACAUAUAUAUAUAUUACACUCACAGAUAGUAAAAUAACAGCAGGGAUGUGUAUUGAAGCUCUGCUGUUUUCUUGUCUUGAGCUUGUGGGGCUUGUUAUGCAUAUACAGAAUCACUCAGGGGGGGAAAGGGAGGCUUCCCGUUUAAGAAACAUCAAGUCACAUUCGAAUAGUAUUUUAACAUUUCUUGCUUAAAAAUAUACAAUAAAAGGCAAUGCUUUGUGUUUGUGAACUUGUAACCUGUGAACUUUUGGCUGUUGAGAUGAAGAGGAGGAAGGCAGAUAAACGUCAGGAUCAUUACUUCACGCAGUCUGUUAUGUUUUUUUUGGUUUCUGCUGUCAUCGUUUUGUGUUUUUUUUUUUUUCUCUCCUCUCGUUGGACUUGUGAUGCACAUACACACACGCCCUCAUGGACACGCCUGGUGCUCCUGCAGGUGAUUUCCUGUAUCUCCUGUUAUUGUGUGUUAAUCUGUGGAGUUCAUUUCAGUUGAAUUUAAUCCACGAGGAUGUGUAAUCCCUCACGGUGCAUACAGCACAGCCGACUGUAUGCAUGUCUGUAUUUAUGCAUUAUGAAUUGUGUGAAAUGCAUAUAUACUCGCUGUAUGUCCUUAUAUACUCAUGUAGUACUUGACCCAUGGAUUUUUGUGAUACCUCUGAAGUUGAAGAAACAAGGUUACAUGCCAGGUAGGAGGGAACACUGUUACCAGAGAUGGAAUUGUUGGACCAGAUUCUGAAAAUCUGGACACCCUGGUGCCCCCUCUUGGUUUGGGGCAGCAACAUGAAAGUGUAUUCCCUGCUGUGUAUAAUAGUGUACAGAUUUGUGUAUAUCACUUUGAGGCAGAGGAUUGGGUGUGCAUGGUUGGCUAGAAUGAUCUCCCGUGUAUCUGAGGUUUAGUGCAUGAGCUAGCUGUACCCCUCUCCACCUCUCCAGUGGUGCCGUCCCUCGACAAAUUGUAACACACAGAGAAACCCUGCCUUUUUAGCGCUCAAACACACACACUCUGUUCCUAUUUUUAAAAUCAGGGCUGACAGAGGUGCUCUUGCGCCAUCCUCCCGCUUUUAUUAGUGUGUGUGUGUGUGUGUGUGUGUGUGUGUGUGUGUGUGUGUGUGUGUGUGUGUGUGUGUGUGUGUGUGUGUGUGUGUGUGUGUGUGUGUGUGUGUGUGUGUGUGUGUGUGUGUGUGUGUGUGUGUGUGUGUGUGUGUGUGUGUGUGUGUGUCAACGCAGAUGCAGGGAAAACCCUCCUUAAUGAACGUUUCUCAGCUUCACACUGGAUUUAUUCCACAUGGAGCAGGUUCAUGUCCUGAUGCUCCCAUCGAUUAAACCUUUGACGUGGUAAAAGUGUCAACUGACAACGAGCUGAAAUUUCCAUCUAGUAUUUCCAGAACACUAUCAAUCAUUUCUUUUGACAGGGAGGGAAUCCUGAGCCAUCACCUGAACUGCUGAGCAUUUCAAGUCAUCUGCACUGCCUGUACUAAAUGUUACUUUACCGGUCCUGUGAAGAAGACUGACAAGGUGAAGUCAGCGCGCGCUCUAGUCCUCUUCUAUUUAAAGAGAGGUUAUUGGUCCCUGACAAACUGCAAAUCUCAGUCACAGAAAGGUGUUCCUAACAUUUCGUACGUUCAGUGUGAAAUGUUUCGGCUCUUCAGGCAGAUCGUUUACAUUUAAUAGUGGAGCAGGCCGUCCACUCAACCACUCAGUGCUUCAUUCAGGCACGUGAAAUCUGCUCAACACACACACACACACACACACACACACACACACACACACACACACACACACACACACACACACACACACACACACCUGCAGCACAGCACAAGCUGCUUUAAAGUUAACAAAAGCAAAAAAACAAAUAAAAUAGAGGCAUACCACUAGAUACCUUAAUCACCUCUUGGACAUUUCCCUUUUAUUAUCUUCUCUUGAAUCCUCCUGUCCUUGUUAAGAAGCCCAGGCCAGCUCCCCUCCAAAUGCCCCUCUGAGCUUUUCCCCUUCAGACUUCGCCCUUUAUUAAUCUUGCUUCUUCUCGACUUGAUGUUAGUGGGUAUUUUUCCUGUGUAUUCCAUUUUGAAUUUUAAUCUAGUUUGUAUAAGAAAUGGUGCGCAUGUAAAUAAAGCUUGGUGAGGCUCCA
Molecule: messenger RNA, 6132 nt
Organism: Acanthochromis polyacanthus (spiny chromis)
Lineage: Eukaryota; Metazoa; Chordata; Actinopteri; Pomacentridae
Gene: foxo3b
Product: forkhead box O3b
Exons: 4
Coding region: 598-2586 (662 amino acids)
Biological process (GO): regulation of transcription by RNA polymerase II
Cellular component (GO): nucleus; mitochondrial matrix
Molecular function (GO): DNA-binding transcription factor activity, RNA polymerase II-specific; RNA polymerase II cis-regulatory region sequence-specific DNA binding
Source: RefSeq, a predicted model, not a curated record